UCCUUACUAGGGAACCGUAGGCAUUUGUCUCAUCCUCCACUACGACCUGUGGUUUGUGCUAUCUGACGUGAGAUAAACACCGGUGGAAAGCUAGCAGUCAGAACUAUGGAGCAGAUACAUGAUAUCCAGGUCGUUCCGUGCACUAACUCCAAUUAUCUGAAACCAUUCAGGGUGCACUAUAACCAGAAUGGGACAAAGAAAUCGUGGGACUUCAUGCGAACUCAUGACAGUGUUUCAGUGCUGAUCUUCAACACCACCUCACACUGCUUCAUCUUGGUCAAGCAGUUCCGCCCAGCCGUGUACAUGUGUGAGUGGGAGAGGACCAAGGAGCCAGCCGUGCAGGCAGCGGCGGGGGAGGAGGAUGUGGCUGCGGCUGCAGCCACUGCUAUCCCGGAGACUCCCAUCGGCGAGACUCCCCAGGAGGAGGCUGUUGCUACGGCUGGGGGCGUCAAGACCCACCAGCCCCCGGGCUCGGCGGGUAUGACCUACGAGCUGUGUGCAGGCCUGGUGGACAAGGCCAACCUGUCGCUGGAGGAGAUUGCCAAGCAGGAGGUGCUGGAGGAGUGUGGCUACGACGUGCCAGUCGCCAAGCUGCGGAGGAUCACCUCGUACAGCUCCGGCGUAGGUGUGACAGGAGCCAAGCAGACCAUGUUCUACGCCGAGGUGUCGGACGAGAACCGGGUGGGCGAGGGCGGAGGCGUGCCUCAGGAGGGGGAGCUGAUCGAAGUGGUCAAAGUGCCCCUCCAUGAGGCCAUGACCUUUGCCUAUGACGAGAGCAUCCCCAAGACCAUGGGCGUCAUCUUCAGCUUCAUCUGGUUCCACAACAACAUGUCGCCCAAGUACAAGAUCUCCACCAACGUGUAACCCACCCAACCCCGUCCUUGCACUCUUGAGCCUGAGGUAGAAGUUGCAGUUAACAACAGAUCUGGGAUCAGAAGACCCUAACCCCAAGCCUAAUCUUUACUAUUAAGGGUAUGGAGAAAAAUAUCUGACCCUGUGUCAGUGGUUAGAGACAACUUCAAUCUACUCCCAACACCUUGCCUCUGACCAUUUCCAUAUAAAAUGGCCCCGUGGCAACCAUUUUUGUCUUGUUACUAACCGUGUUCUUUUUUGGGGGUUUGUCAAAUUUUUUAUCUUAAUUACUUUUCCUUGCCAUAUUCACUUUUUGUUGUUUGUAACCUUUUCCUCACAGAGGUCACGAAGAUGGCAACAUCACUCUUGUUCAGAGCUGCUAGUCUGUAGUUGAUUUGAUCACAUUCCAGUAAUGCGAAAAUGUUGUUUCUUAUUCAGUGCCAGAGUUUAUCACAUAUGACGGUCGUUGCUGAGUCUGUUAAAUUGCCACAGCUGUUCCAGG
Oncorhynchus tshawytscha (Chinook salmon) is the source of this 1354-nucleotide messenger RNA. Its product is annotated as uridine diphosphate glucose pyrophosphatase NUDT14-like. The transcript is spliced from 5 exons. Bases 106 to 864 code for a protein of 252 amino acids. Lineage: Eukaryota; Metazoa; Chordata; Actinopteri; Salmoniformes; Salmonidae. The record is from RefSeq and is a predicted model, not a curated record. Gene Ontology annotation, biological process: nucleoside phosphate metabolic process; ribose phosphate metabolic process. Gene Ontology annotation, molecular function: UDP-sugar diphosphatase activity; metal ion binding.